AUUAAUUUUCUUUCCUGUGUGCUGUACGCCCAGCUCUGCAGCGAUCUCUUCACUCUGACAGCUCUGUAGAGCCCAGGGCCCUCAGGAGAGAUGAGGACACUGACUGUGCUGGGGCUCCUGGCUGCUGUGUGGGGAGCUUUGAGGACUGAAGGUUUCUCUGUGCAGGGCCCCAGGGAGCCUCUAGUGACCAGGCCUGGGGAUGAGGUGCUGCUGCCCUGCUCUAUGGACAGCGCUGUCCCCCUGCAGGAGCUGGAGGUGGAGUGGAGGAGGACAGAUCCAGACACCCUGGUGCUCCUGUUCUCCGGGGGGGAGAGCAGACCGGAGUCCCAGCACCAGAGCUACCGGGGCCGAGCGGAGCUCUUCCCUCAGGAGAUUCCCAGAGGAAACUUCUCUCUGCGGCUGGCCAACGUCACGGCUGAAGACACAGGAGUGUACAGGUGUGCCGUCCACACGGUGCAGGACUCUGGUCAGGCGACACUGGAGCUGAAAGAAAAUAAGAGUCUAGUUGUGACUGGAGCUGAUCGUGCUGAUCUCCUCCUUCUGCGGCUCUGGCUGGUGAAGUAUUGGCACUGCCUGCACCCCCAGUCCUUCACUUACAGACUCAGAGCAGAGGACACGGUUGCUGCACGUACAGAUGAAAGCAGGAAGCCGGGUUUUUCAAUGGUCUGUUCUGUUCUCUCUUCAGGCUUUUCUUCAAUACAUGUGGGGGCACUGGUCUUGGCCUUUUCUUUACCAGUACUUUUGAUUCUAAUGUUGAUUGGCUACUGUUUUGAUAAAGAUGAGCUUGUUAGGACCUUCCUCAUUGCUUCUAAUGUCGUAUUGUCUAUUUCAUUUGUCCUCUGGGGUGUAACUGAAGGGUCUUUGGAAGAAGUGAUCAUGUGUGUGACUGUUAAUCUUCUGAGGAUUGUACCAGUUCUGGCUUUUUUCAAUGUGGAGAAAUCAGUUUUCAUCGGUUUCUCAAUAAUUCGUUUUGUUGUGUUAACUGAGAUGUGGUCUGUUGCUCUGUGGGAGUACUUCAAGAGCCACACACCAGACACAGGUGUUAGAGCAGGUAUUGGACUGGCCUGUGCCUCAUCACUGCUCUCCUCUCUCUGCGGGGUUUAUAUUGAAGUGCGGAGGAAACACAUCUGGAGAACAGCUUCCUUCACUUGUUCAGCUAGCAGCAUUGUUGUCCUCGUCCUUUUCAGAGCUUCCAUAGAAAGGCUCAUAGUGGGUUAUCUGACUGCGCUGAUUGUAGCUCUUAUUGCCCUGGUUGUGUGUCUGACACUUCAAAGGAUCUGUUUAGCCUGGGGAGGAUGUGGAGCAUUCUGUAAGAAAGCUGAUGGUUUGAUUUUCUCCAUGCUUCUGGACGUGUUGAGCUCGCUGGUUCAGAACGAUGUCCUGGACACUCUCAGAGAGUUCUGUCGGAAAGGUGAAGCUGUGAUUGUCUCCAUGCUUCUGUUCGUGUUGAGCUUGCUGUAUCUGGCCAGUGACCUGGACACUCUCAGAGGGGGACCUGGACUCAUGUGUGAAGUCCUGUUUCUCUGGAUUCUGGCUGUUGGGACAGUCUUUACAGAGGAAGAUGGAGAUGAGCAUGAAGAUGCCCGAGCUCAGGUGGGGGUGUACGUGCUGGGGUCCUCAGUCCUGCCUGCGGUCAGUGCCAUUGCUCUCACUGCAGAGCUCAUCCUCAAGGCAGAUAAGGAGGAGAAGAACAGGUGA
Messenger RNA from Lepisosteus oculatus (spotted gar), 1698 nucleotides. NCBI's taxonomy places the organism in Eukaryota, Metazoa, Chordata, Actinopteri, Semionotiformes, Lepisosteidae. The record is from RefSeq and is a predicted model, not a curated record.